AGGAGGAGGAGGCAGCGGCAGAUGAACAUCAGGCAGAAGGACAGAAGGAGAAGGAGGAGGAACUGGGAGGCGCAGCUCCAGCGGCUCAGCGGACAGGAAACCAGUAAAAAGGUGAGAAUGAAGCUCAGCUGCUCAGACGGCGAGAGCCGCUCAGAGAGGAGGAGGAGGAGGUGGAGGAGGAAGAGGAGCGAUGGGUGAGUCUCAGUCGAGGUCAGUGAUGCUGCACCAUCAGGACCAACAUGUGAACUCGGCCUACAGAGGCGGCAACAGGAACAAAGACAGCAACUUCAACUUCCUGCCAGGCGGCAACCAUGAAAGCUUCGCAGAGACCAGGAGGGGAGCAGAUGAGAACCGGAACCAGGGCCGCCCCCGGAACCUGACCUUGGGCCGCGACCCCCACGCUUCGCCUACCUCCAGCUUCCAGCAGAACCCUGGCCUCAUGUCGCCGCGCUCCCGCCUGCCCUGCUGGAGCCCCCUGGAGCCCCUCCCUGAAAUCGAGACGGGAGACGACGGGUACGGCCGGGUUCCACCUGACGGAGCGGAGGAAUGGAGGGUGGAGGACGAGGGGGGGAUGAUGACCAUGUUUGAUGAGAGGAAGGUGCGUCAGAGGAAGGAGGAAGGAACCGACGACCUGGAUGACGAAUGGGGAGAUACCGCCUCGGAGUCGGAGUUCAGCUCUCGCUCCGGCGGCAGCGUCUCCUCCCUGAAUAUGGAGAAUGGGGGGGAGGCGGCGCUCCUGGGGGGGUUGGACCGGGUGGGAGUGGGAGAGCCAAAACCAGGCAGGCCUGAAGCCGGGCCGACCAGAACCAGCAGAGGAGCAGCUGUGAGGAAGAGGAGCUUCGGCCACAAGUCGCUGACCCAAAGCGGACUGGGCGACCUGCAGGAGGAGCGUCACCAUGACGACAACCAAUCCUCUGACUCUGACCGUGAGCUGCCGGAGCUGAUGGACGCCGUGUGGACUCUACGGGACCGGGAACGCUUCAAGGCGCAGGAGAUGGAGAAGCACCAGGUGCAGCUGACCAUGUACCGCCGCCUGGCGCUGAUCCGCUGGGUCCGCACGCUGCAGGGGCGGGUCCAAGAGCAGCAGAACCGCCUGCAGUCCAGCUUUGACGUCAUCCUGACCCACAGGAAGGAGCUGCUGCGGAUGGGAGCCGCUACUUCUGUCGCCACAGUCGGCCAAUCAUAAGGAGCCCUGCUGUGUGAUGUCACAGAGUCCGUGUCUAUUCCUGUUUUGAAAUUUAACGAGUUAAACUCGACUUUCUGUCUCUGUGAUUGUUCUUUAUUCAAAGCUGAACCUGAAACCAUUAAUGUGACAGCACUGUGAGCAUGGAGGACGUUACCAUGACGACACAAAGACGUCACCGCGAAGACACAAAGACGUAACCGUGACGACAUAGUACCACACCACGACGACGCAAAGACGUCACCACGAAGACACAAAGACCUAACCGUGACGACACAAAGACG
Cyprinodon tularosa is the source of this 1467-nucleotide messenger RNA. RefSeq names its product UPF0500 protein C1orf216 homolog. The record is from RefSeq and is a predicted model, not a curated record. The coding region runs from base 191 to 1186 and encodes 331 amino acids. NCBI's taxonomy places the organism in Eukaryota, Metazoa, Chordata, Actinopteri, Cyprinodontiformes, Cyprinodontidae. The transcript is spliced from 2 exons.